ACGGGGCGCUCGCCAAAUCAAAACAAAUCGUUAAACCCAGAAGGCUCCUCCUCUUGGACCUCCUCCUCCUCUCUGUUGGUUGCUUCCUCGCGGCGGAUUCGUAUCCUCCGCGUCCACGGCGGGGGAGGAUUCUCCCUCCGGCGAGAGGAGAGGAGCUCGAUAUGGGGAUGGCCGCCGCCGCAGCCGGCGUGGUGAACUACCCGCUCGUCGCGGCGCUCCUCGCGUUCGCCGUCGCGCAGUCCUCCAAGGUCUUCACCACCUGGUACAAAGAUAAUCGUUGGGAUGCCAGGCAGUUUAUAGCUUCUGGAGGGAUGCCAUCAUCCCACUCAGCUACAGUGACAGCACUUGCAGUGGCCGUAGGAAUCCAAGAAGGCUUUCGUAGUGCUAGCUUUGCAACUGCACUGGUCUUUGCAUGUGUGGUAAUGCAUGAUGCAUUUGGAGUUCGGUUACAUGCUGGAAAGCAGGCAGAGGUGCUGAAUCAAAUUGUCUACGAGCUGCCAGAGGAACACCCAUUAUCAGAAACAAAGCCAUUGCGUGAAAUCCUUGGACAUACUGUUCCUCAGGUUGUGGCUGGUUGCAUCCUCGGAAUCCUAAUGGCUGUCGUUAUGCACUUAGCUCUUGGACGUUCUUAGUCAAGUGGUGUUCCUGGAUACCUGCGACACAUGGUCUCCAAAUAUCUCGUUGGAGAUGACUUGUAAAGCGUGAAAACAUGACCUUACUGGCUGCCCAAGUGGUUGGAUCAUCAGGAUACACGAAGUUCUAACUGAUGUAGAUCUGCUCUAUAGGAUAAUAGUAGGUUGUAGCUUGGGUUGGUGCUGUAAAUCUAAAAUGGUUAGUUUCAAUUGGAACAAGCUUUCGUUAUACAAUCUGUCAGAACGUACGAGGUAACGAUCAGAAUGGCUGAUAUCAUUCCAUCUCUA
Molecule: messenger RNA, 920 nt
Organism: Panicum hallii
Lineage: Eukaryota; Viridiplantae; Streptophyta; Magnoliopsida; Poales; Poaceae
Exons: 5
Coding region: 162-632 (156 amino acids)
Source: RefSeq, a predicted model, not a curated record